UUGUGCCGUGUAAUAAAUCCUUUUUUCCCUAUUGUUAAGAUAUAGCUGAAUAUAAUCCAAAGUGAAGUUACGUGGAAUCUAGCAUGUCAACAUGAGCUAUGCAUCAUGAAAUUCAACAAGUGCAAAAUCUCACUAUUUUCCAGCAUUCAUAAAACUUACUACUAUACAAGCAUAAAAUUUACAUUUGCAUAAUUUUGAAUUUUACUUGAGCAUGUGCCAGGAGACGGUAAAUCUAUAAAUCAUUCUGAAAAUUUAAAAUACGCCCCCCUUCAAUCCUUUAUCCCCAACACUUCAUUUAUCUAAUGACUUAUUAACAUUAUUGAACAUUUCUGAUUCCUUUAGAAUAUAAAAGAACCUCUGGUCUAUCAUAUUUUGUUACAGAUAUUUGUCUCUUUAUAUGGCAGUGGAUCUCAAGAGAGAUAGCAGUGUUGCGAAAUUGUAUUGAUCUGGAAAAUGAAAAGGGAUGGAGGAGAGAAUAUCCUUUCAUGACAUUUUUGAUAAUAUUACGUCAUAUUAGAAUCUAUAAUCCAAAAUGUUCUGAAUUGUUCCCUAAUUUAGUGCUGACAAUUUGUGCCUUAACCAUAUUUUCAUACACUUGCUCAAUACAUAGAUCGAAAAAUGAAGCUGGAAUCUCCAUCAGAACAAUUACGUUUAUUGAGUGAAAUUCCAAAAGUAAUUUCAGAAAUGGUUGAUACCAGAGAAGACUCCUCCAAAGAAGAUAAGCUUGAGCAAAAUGAUUUGUCAGAAUUAGCCAUUGGCGAGAAUUGUAGCUCUUUUGAACAAUACUCCAUACAUGAUAGUUUUGCUCGAUGUCUGGAUAAGCAAACAAAUGUUGUAGUGACGACUCAGGAGCCAAAUAUACUGGUUGGUGUUAAUAGCCCUAUAGUACAACAGUUGAGUUAUAGCGCCAAGAUAUGGAAAGGUAUAUUCCAAGAAAGGGAAGAUAGGAACACAUGGAAGAGACUUGGGGCUAGAGAAGGUAUAUUCCAGGAAAAAGAAGAUAGGAACACGGAAAAAACUUAGGGAAGGUUAUGCUUUUUAGAUAUUGAGUGGGGCCAGGAAGAAUAUAAGACGGGAGGUGGUUGUGAAGAGGGCUUGGACAUGGUUUUUUAUGGAAGGCAAGAUGCAUUUUGGUUUAAUGGAAUCGGCUUUGGGCCUAGUUAGGCAGGAAGUUGGCAUUUAUCUGCUGCUGCUUCUGAUUUUGUUAUGCUUGUUUCCAUUUUCUACUCAUGUACUCUGAUAUCUCAGUAUCAGUUCAAUAUAAUGUAGCCUUUUAAUUUUUUACUAUGCAGUAAAGGAUCAAUAUAAUCCAAGGGUGAUAUUUUAUUAUUUCUGUUAUUAUAUUUGAUUGACUAUAUCCUUGUAUGCACUCCUUGUGCUAUUUGUUAAUAUAUCUUUUGGCUUUUUCAACAAAAAAAUAUCAUUUCAUUUUGUUCAUUGAAUAUUAAAAUGUUUUUUCUAAGACGAAUUUCAUCAUUAAGAAUUCUUCUUUGAGAAUGUCCUUGCCAGCAAUUGUAAGCAAGAUCCUAUAAAAAAAAACUCACAUUAUGAAGUAGU
Messenger RNA from Vicia villosa (hairy vetch), 1557 nucleotides. RefSeq lists its product as uncharacterized. Lineage: Eukaryota; Viridiplantae; Streptophyta; Magnoliopsida; Fabales; Fabaceae. The transcript is spliced from 2 exons. The coding region runs from base 619 to 1023 and encodes 134 amino acids. The record is from RefSeq and is a predicted model, not a curated record.